AUGCUGGAAAUGAAGAGCCUCCAAGAAGAGCCCGUGGAAGGAUUCAAAAUAACGUUGGUGGAUGAAGCAGAUUUGUAUAACUGGGAAGUUGCUAUUUUUGGACCCCCCAACACACAUUAUGAAGGGGGCUAUUUCAAGGCUCGGAUCAAGUUCCCAAUAGAUUACCCAUACUCUCCACCUGCCUUUCGUUUCCUCACAAAGAUGUGGCACCCAAAUAUUUAUGAGAAUGGAGAUGUAUGUAUCUCUAUAUUACACCCUCCAGUAGAUGACCCACAGAGUGGAGAACUUCCGUCUGAAAGAUGGAAUCCAACUCAGAAUGUCAGAACCAUUUUGCUCAGUGUGAUCUCGCUUCUAAAUGAGCCUAACACUUUCUCACCGGCCAAUGUGGAUGCCUCUGUGAUGUAUCGCAAAUGGAGGGAUAGUAAAGGCAAAGAUCGUGAAUAUGUAGAGAUAAUCCGGAAACAAGUCUUGGCUACCAAGGCCGAAGCAGAGCGCGAUGGUGUUAAGGUACCUACCACGUUGGCAGAAUAUUGUGUUCGCACACGGGCUCCAGCUCCUGACGAAGGCUCUGACCUCUUUUAUGACUAUUACUAUGAUGAUGACGAUGUGGAUGCUGAAGGCGACUGCUGCUAUGAUGAUGAUGACUCGGGCAAUGAGGAGUCUUGA
This is a messenger RNA of Knipowitschia caucasica, 666 nucleotides long. Lineage: Eukaryota; Metazoa; Chordata; Actinopteri; Gobiiformes; Gobiidae. The record is from the annotation of a GenBank genome assembly.